AUGGGCUACAAAAAGGCGUAUGGAACAACCGUAGAUGGCGAUGAAUUGUUCUUGCGCUAUAGGGAGUGCUUCCAGGCAGAAGGUGAGACAGCCUCUGACUAUCUCACCCGAUUACAUCAGCAACUGACCCGUGUAGUGGAGGCCGAUGGUGUUAAUAUUCAGCAAGUGAACAAUGUGCGGGUGCAGCAGUUCUGCCGUGGCUACCUUUAUAAUGAGGAGCUACUGAUGAAGCUUGAUCUAAAGCGGCGGAACCUGGCUCCCAAUUUCGUUGAUCUGCUACGCGAAGUCCAGCGGGAAGAACAACGGGUGUUGGAGAAGGACAGUCGGAGGAAAACUGAUAAGAAGGAGAUGCCAGCAGCUAAGCGGGCUGCAGUGAUGGCCCAGUCCACUGUUGUGAGGGAGGACCACCGAGUAAAACACUUGGAGGAGGUGGUUGCUCAGCUUCAACAGCAACUGUCUGCUGCCUUGGCAUCCCCUCCAAGUGUUACGCCUAGACCUGCUCCGCGCUAUCCUACAAGAGCCCCACGAAAGAGACCCAUGGUGUGCUUCAACUGUGGCCAAUUAGGACACAGAAUGGAAGGCUGCACGAAUCCCAGGGACGCAGAGAGGGUCCAGCAACAGAUGAUAGCACGCUCUCAGCCUCCCCGCGGUUCGGGAAACGACAGUGGCCACCAGUAG
Molecule: messenger RNA, 678 nt
Organism: Patiria miniata (bat star)
Lineage: Eukaryota; Metazoa; Echinodermata; Asteroidea; Valvatida; Asterinidae
Exons: 1
Coding region: 1-678 (225 amino acids)
Molecular function (GO): zinc ion binding; nucleic acid binding
Source: RefSeq, a predicted model, not a curated record